CCCGUCGACGCAAAUAGCGGCCACGCCGAGAGGGCCCUGGCAGCCCUGGCCGCUUCGUCAUGUCCCGCUUUCGCAUGCAUCUUGGGCGGGCAACCCCGCGAGUCUAGCAAAAGCGCCCGUGGGUGAUUCGCGCUUCAAGGCCCGGUUUCACGACUGUAUUGUGAAUGCCGAACUGCAGUCGCUGGCCACUCAGCUCCGCCCGUCUGGCGCGCAACCUGCAUACACGUCCAGCCCUACGACCCCAUCUGCCACCGCGUAUGUAAUCGCGCAUGCCUCUUCAUGUCACGUGUAUGCGCGUGCUCCACCCGAUCCACGUUCGCUGACCCUGCGCUGUUCCCUCUUUCGACUGCACAGCUGGUCCCCACCAAGCAGCCAUGGAAGACGUCCUGAACGAACAAUUUGAACGCGUCGAAAAGGCCUUGACUACGCUGGUCGACUCAAUCGCGGCCUACAACCCGGCCACGCAAGCUGCCGUCGAUCUGCUAGCUGCUGACGACGAGCUCAGUGAAGGCCUGGACCAACUCGCCAAACACCAGGCAAAUCACAUUCGCAUCCAAAACCUCCGCGCAGAAGCCGAUGCGCUCGAAGACCAGCUCAAGACGUCCGUCAAAAAGCUAGCAGAACUGCGCCAUGAGCUCUUUGACACGCCCGUAACCACGUUCCCCGAAGAUUCACGCGCCGUCCCAUUCGACGAGCUUCUACAAUACGCGACAAACAUUUCCCGACACACCGUCCCACCAACGUACCGUGAACCCGUGCCUGCUGCAGACAAAGAGAAAGAUGACGAUGAAGUCGCCUCAAGCGGCGCUCCUACCAAUGGCCUGAAUACACCUGCUCUCGCACCCGAGACAAUAGAGCCAGCGAGUGAAGCUGCGCAAGGACAGAAGGAAGGCGAAGAUGCUGCUGGCGCCAAGCUCGAGAUCACCCCAGAGGAAGAGGAAUGGUUGAAGAAGCUCAAGGCUAGCAACCUGCCAUGGUACCCGUGGCCCAGCAACGAGAAGAUCCGCGCGGGCGCUCUGUUCAGUCUCCAGUAUUGGCGAGAGAAGGGCAAAAACUUAGACGAGUUCAAUAUACCUGCACAUUUGGAGGUGGCCAGGGAGAAGGCGUUGCAAGAACAGGAGCAGAAUGAGACGGUUGCACAAGACGCGUCUGCACAAGACAUGGCUGCACAGUCUCCGAGCAGACCAGCUCAAGAACAGGCCCCACCUCCAACCACGUACCGUCCAAAGGCAAUCGGAGUCUUUGAGGGUCUUGACGAUGAUGAUUGAUCGUGGUCAUCAGGAAAGUUUGAUAUGUCCACCUCGAACAUAGGUAGAUCAGCUUGGUUCAUUCAAUGCCAAGGUCUUUUGUUCCUCAAAACUACGAUGACUUGCCAUGUUAUGUGGUACUAUGUAGCGCAUGAUGUUGUAGCUGCACUUGCGUGAUCGAAUCCUAGAGAUGACUUCAUUGCAAAAUCAUAGAAAAUGUGAACCUGGUG
Molecule: messenger RNA, 1477 nt
Organism: Alternaria rosae
Lineage: Eukaryota; Fungi; Ascomycota; Dothideomycetes; Pleosporales; Pleosporaceae
Product: vitamin-D-receptor interacting mediator subunit 4-domain-containing protein
Exons: 3
Coding region: 375-1268 (297 amino acids)
Biological process (GO): regulation of transcription by RNA polymerase II
Cellular component (GO): core mediator complex; mediator complex
Molecular function (GO): transcription coregulator activity
Source: RefSeq, a predicted model, not a curated record